UCUCUUCUCGGGUUUACGAAUGGCCUCCUGCGACACAAGGAAAGAGUUUACCUUUGUGAUUAUUGGAGGAGGCAUCUCUGGAGUGUCAUGUGUAGAAUACUUGUCAUCGUUAUGUUCAGAAGAAACAAUCGCUCUUAUAACAGCUACAGAUAUAGUCAAAGCGACUUGCAACCUUAAGAAGUUCGGCAGAACACUAGAGGAAUUCGAUGUGGAGGAGAGAUCAGCUUCUUUACUGUUUGAACAGAGUCCUAAUGUUGUAAGCAUACAGUCAGUUGUCGUUGGUGUUCACCCUCAAGAGCACAGUAUUAUAACAGAGAGUGGUAACAAGUAUUACUACAAGAAGCUGUGCAUCUGUACAGGAGGAACACCCAACCUCAUCACCAGACAUCCUUGUGUUAUUGGCAUUAGAGAUACAGAGAGUGUAUUACAGUUAAAGAGUAAGCUUUCUCAGGCUCGUCGAGUAGCUAUUGUUGGAAAUGGGGGAAUAGCUUUAGAACUUGUGUAUGAGAUGUAUGAUUGCCAGAUAUUGUGGGCCAUUAAAGAUAAAACCAUCGGAAAUGCAUUCUUUGAUGAGGGAGCAGCCACUUUCUUUCUUCCCCACAUUGAAUCCAACCAACAAGUUUGGAAAGAAAAAAAGAAGUUUAUGACGCAUACUGUGAAGAGAAUGAAGUAUGGUAUAGAGACUGUUGAGAAUAAUAAGCAUGAAGCCUGUUAUCAUGGAAAUCCCUCCAACACUUUGAGUGGUGGAGCUUUGGGACCUGACUGGUGUUCAGACUUCUCUCUCUGUGGUGCCAGCAGCAAAGAGAAAGGUUACAGACAGGUUCAUGUGGAAUACAAAUGUGAAUUUAAACAACUACUUAACCCUGAAGAAUUAAAAAGGUGUGGUGAGAAAGAGUCACCCUUUCCAUCAUUAAACGAAAGUUUAUUAGAUUCUGCUGAUUGGCCAGUGUAUAUCCAACUUUCAAAUGGAAAAAUAUAUGGCUGUGACUUCAUAGUAUCAGCAACAGGUGUCGUUCCAAACACACAAUCAUUUGUAUCAUGUGCUCCAUUUGACACAGCAGAGGAUGGUGGUCUAUUGGUGAACUCAAAUAUGCAAACUAAUCUUGUAGACAUUUAUGCUGCUGGGGAUGUUUGCACCUUUGGAUGGGAUCCUGCACCUCACUGGUUGCAAAUGAGAUUGUGGAGCCAGGCACGGCAAAUGGGAAUGUUUGCAGCAAAGUGUAUUGCAGCUCAUUUUUCAAAUGAAAAAAUACCUUUGGACUUCUGUUUUGAAUUGUUUACUCAUGUAACUCAGUUUUUUGGAUAUAAAGUUGUUUUGCUAGGAAAAUUUAAUGCCCAAGGACUGGGAAAUGAUUAUGAGCUACUUCUGAGAUGUGCAAAGGGUGACGAGUAUGUGAAAGUUGUUUUGCAUGAAGACAAAAUGUGUGGAGCUGUUCUUAUUGGUGAAACAGAUCUAGAGGAGACCUUUGAAAACUUAAUUUUGAAUCAGACAGAUUUAAGUGCCAUCAAAGAUAUUUUGCUUAACCCUGAAAUUGAUAUUGAAGAUUACUUUGACUAAUAUAAAUGCAUGAAAUUAUCCUAUAAUGUAAAAUUUGA
Molecule: messenger RNA, 1596 nt
Organism: Pocillopora damicornis (cauliflower coral)
Lineage: Eukaryota; Metazoa; Cnidaria; Anthozoa; Scleractinia; Pocilloporidae
Product: tRNA ligase complex-associated NAD(P)H dehydrogenase PYROXD1
Molecular function (GO): oxidoreductase activity
Source: RefSeq, a predicted model, not a curated record